AUGCUCGGAAAGGUUGCAGGCUGGUUCUCGUUGCUCCUGGCGCCGUCUCUGGACGCGCCCGCCGCCUGGGACGACUCGACAAUCGAAAAGCUGACCUACACGGUCUACAACUACACCCUCCAGGUCCCCUCGAUAAUCUCGAUCGGCAACGAGAUCCGGACGGGCCUCCUCUGGCCCCUGGGCGGCACCUCGUCGUGGUACAACAUCGCCGCCCUGCUGCACUCGGCCGCCUGGGGCAUCAAGGACAGCAGCCUGUCCCCCAAGCCCAAGAUCAUGAUCCACCUCGACAACGGCUGGGACGCCGGCACCCAGACGUGGUGGUACAAGCAGGUCCUCGGCCAGGGCCCCCUCGUCGCCUCCGACUUCGACAUGAUCGGCGUCUCGUACUACCCCUUCUACAACGCCCAGGCCACGCUCGCGAACCUCAAGAGCUCGCUCAACCAGCUCGCCUCCGCCUACGGCAAGCAGAUCGUCGUCGCCGAGACCAACUGGCCUGCUAGCUGCCCCAACCCGCAGUACGCCUUCCCUUCGGACGCGUCCAGCAUCCCGAAGAGCGAGGCGGGCCAGGCCACCUGGCUCAAGAGCGUUGGCGACGUGGUGAGGGCCGUCAAGGGUGGCGUGGGUGUCUACUACUGGGAGCCUGCGUGGAUCGGCAACGCGGGAUUGGGGUCUAGCUGUGCGGAUAACCUCUUGGUGGAUGGGUCAGGGAAGGCAAGAUCCGGGAUUGCAGCUUUGGGGUCCCUGUAG
This is a messenger RNA of Diaporthe batatas, 747 nucleotides long. RefSeq lists its product as uncharacterized. Gene Ontology annotation, molecular function: glucosidase activity. The record is from RefSeq and is a predicted model, not a curated record. The transcript has 3 exons. The coding region runs from base 1 to 747 and encodes 248 amino acids. Gene Ontology annotation, biological process: pectin catabolic process. Lineage: Eukaryota; Fungi; Ascomycota; Sordariomycetes; Diaporthales; Diaporthaceae.